Messenger RNA from Stegostoma tigrinum, 1513 nucleotides. Its product is annotated as barrier-to-autointegration factor B-like. Gene Ontology annotation, molecular function: DNA binding. Bases 173 to 442 code for a protein of 89 amino acids. The record is from RefSeq and is a predicted model, not a curated record. The transcript is spliced from 3 exons. NCBI's taxonomy places the organism in Eukaryota, Metazoa, Chordata, Chondrichthyes, Orectolobiformes, Stegostomatidae.
CCCACCGGCAUCGGCACCUCCGCCGCCCACGACAAGGGGCCGGCUUCCGUUCCGUCCUCCUAAACAUUCCCCCGCAACGCCUUACCCCGCUCAUCACUCAACACCGGGCGCUUUCUUCUUGCUCCGCCAGUCGCUGCCCGCAGUGAGCCGCCGGCAUUGAAAACACAGCAGGAUGACCACUUCACAGAAACACCGAGAUUUUGUGGCUGAGCCCAUGGGGGAGAAGUCCGUCCGGUGCCUAGCGGGAAUCGGGGAGGUCCUCGGAAGGCGACUGGAGGACCAGGGAUUUGACAGGGCAUACGUGGUGCUGGGACAGUACCUGGUCCUCAGGAAGAACGAAGAUCUUUUUAAAGAGUGGCUAAAGGACACAUGCCAGGCCAAUGCCAAGCAGUGCAAUGAUUGUCACACUUGUCUCCGCGAGUGGUGUGAUGCCUUCCUGUGAAGCUCCUGACCUCUGCUCCCUCCCCCUUUAUACUUUUAUUGGUAUUAAAAUUGUUAAAUUAUCGCUCUUUACCCACUACGCACCUCUCCCUUCCUUUCCACUGUACUCUCCCCUCUGUUUUGAACUUUCUCUUUCAUUUUCUCUGCCUCUUUUAUUAUCACUUUCUUUCAUGUUCUUUCUCUCUCUCGCUCUCGCUUUCUUUUCGUUGCGCUCUCGCUUUCUUUUCGUUUCUCUCCCUCUCUCCCUCUCUCCCUCUCUCCCUCUCUCCCUCUCUCCCUCUCUCCCUCUCUCCCUCUCUCCCUCUCUCCCUCUCUCCCUCUCUCCCUCUCUCCCUCUCUCCCUCUCUCCCUCUCUCCCUCUCUCCCUCUCUCCCCCUCCCUUCCUGCUGACAUGGAUCAAGCCCCCCCUACCCUCAUUGAGUGAGAUACAGUGGCGAGGAGGAUAUGCUGUGGACAGACUCCCAAUGAAGGAAUGACUGACCUGUGGGACUGCUGCAUUGCAGACCCAUCAAGACACUGACCUCUGCCCUGGCACAAAUUUUUAAAAAUCCCUCUCGUCCCCAUCCCUUCCGAGUGCCAGGGUGACCCUGUUUUCGUCCCCACCCCACCCUCCUCUUGCAAGGAGAGAACUGAGUUCAGCUCUGCUUGUGUUUGAGCGAGAGGAGGUAAGGAGAUGUGGCUCGCUGGAAUGGUGUGACCUCUGUUUUCCUGCCUCUCCCUAGCAGACAGCUGCUGGCCAACACCCCCCCCCCCCCCCCCCACACCACCCACACCACCAAUCUGUUUGUUGUAGUGUACACUGUUUAAAACCUCAGCUCUCCAUUCAGUCUGGAGAAUUGGGUCUUUUUUUUUUGCAUGCGUGAGAGCAGACUUACUGCUUUUCAAUGCUGGGAGGAAGGAGUUGCUGGAUCAUUUGGUCCCCCCGCCCCCCCCCCCCCCACACACCUUCCGUGAGCUGUUUUAUCUGUUCUUAACACUCAGCUUCUCCUCGGAUCUGACUUCCCUCGUGCUCCAUGGAGUGUUGUUCGGAAACAUGUUAUUAAAUUUUAUAUAAUAAAACUUAGUAAAAUUC